Molecule: messenger RNA, 2214 nt
Organism: Anguilla rostrata (American eel)
Lineage: Eukaryota; Metazoa; Chordata; Actinopteri; Anguilliformes; Anguillidae
Product: trace amine-associated receptor 1-like
Exons: 1
Coding region: 281-1303 (340 amino acids)
Biological process (GO): G protein-coupled receptor signaling pathway
Cellular component (GO): membrane
Molecular function (GO): trace-amine receptor activity
Source: RefSeq, a predicted model, not a curated record
AUCUACAUUCAAAUUAAUGUAUUAUACGUUGUUUUUUUUUUCAAUUAAAAAUAUAAAUAUAUAACUUUUUUUUUUUUUUUUACACCAAAACUGACUUACGAGGUGAGAGCUGGAAUUGUAACUGGAUAAAAUACAUUUCAAAGAAUGCGGCAGUUCAGAUGAUGUUAAAUGUGAUCCAUGUUUCUGCUAUGAAUGCUUGGUAAGGUAAAUGUUUUUCUUUUGCUUCUUUGUUCUUCCAAAAAGUGUGCCAGUGGUGAACUGUUACUGACAACAUAAUACAAUGAAUAUCAGUCAACCCGGAAUGAGUGAACAUUCAGACUUCUGUUACGAGUCUGUGAAUACAUCUUGCCCAAAGACCACCUACCCAACAGCGAUACGGAUUCCACUGUAUAUAUUCUUCCUGACCAUCAUUGUUCUAACCAUGUGUGGAAACCUCCUUGUCAUCAUUUCCAUCGCUCACUUCAAACAGCUGCACACUCCAACCAACUGCCUUGUCCUCUCUCUGGCAGUGACUGACUUCCUUCUGGCAGUAGUCAUCAUGCCUCCUAGCAUGGUGCGCACGAUUGAGACAUGCUGGUACUUUGGAGAUGUGGCCUGUAAACUCCACUCAAGUACGGAUGUAAUGCUGUCCAAUGCAUCCAUUUUGAAUCUUUCUUUCAUUUCCAUUGAUCGAUAUUAUGCAGUUUGCCAGCCCCUCCACUACAGGACCAAGAUCACCAGUUUUACUAUAGUGAUCAUGAUCCUGAUCAGUUGGAACCUGUCAUUCAUCAUUGGGUUUGGAAUGAUAUUUAUGAAACUGAACAUUUUGGGCAUUGAAGAUUUUUACUACAAUAACUUUCAUUGUUUUGGAGGCUGUUUCAUUUUCCAGAGCAAAACGUCUGCAAUUCUAGCUUCAGUUCUAUCAUUUUACAUCCCUGGGUUCAUUAUGCUGGUCAUAUAUAAGAAAAUCUUCCAUGUUGCCCAGAAGCAAGCCCGUUCUAUUCACAGCAUUGCCUGUAACAAUGUGAACUCUGAAAACAGCAAGAUGGAGCGAAAGGCUACAAAGACCCUGGCGAUUGUUUUGGGGGUAUACCUGUCAUGCUGGACACCCUUUUUUCUGUGUAACAUAAUUGAUCCAAUCAUUAAUUAUUCCAUUCCACCUGCUUUAUUUGACUCGCUUAUCUGGGUUUGCUAUUUGAAUUCAACUUGUAAUCCUUUUGUUUAUUCUUUCUUUUACAGUUGGUUUAGGAAAGCCUUCAAAAUGAUCAUUUUUGGCAAUAUAUUUCAAGCUCAUUCCUCAAGAACAAAAUUGUCCACAGACUGAAAACUUCCGGCUUCGACUUUGAGUUAAGUAAAUUUUAUGCAAAAGAAAUGCUAAUGAAAUUAUACAGACUGCAUGAUAUGCAGAAUUUACAUCAUAUUAUCAUUAAAAAGUAAACAGUUAAGAAUGAAAUCCUGAUUAAGAAUAAAAUGUUGAAAGGUUGCCCUUGAACAUUUAAUAGUCUGAUUGCACUACAAAAUUUCUGCAGCAAACCAGUUGUCUAUAAAGAAAUGUGAAAGUUUACAAUUAUUUAAUUAGGGUUACAUCAUGGUUUUAGAUAUGUGGUGUAAUGUACACACAUUGGAUUCAAUUUUGAGCAAAGUUAAGGAUUUGCUCCCACUUAUCUCCCGUUUUCAACAGAAGAAAAUUGAGAACAUUUUACAACUCAGUGCAAUGCUUCAUAAGACCACCCGCUCCUCAUAUUUGUGGGAGACAGAUAGAAGUCCAGCAAACACAGGGUUUUUGCGUCCCUUUAUUCUUUUUGCUUGCCCAGAACAGACUCCAAGGCCCUGGACCAAACUGGGCCUGCUCUUGUGAUGAGACCACCAUGACAGACAUUGUCAACUAAGCUGGGACUUGACUCUUCACUCCUGUCAUGAAAGAUUCUGAGUAAACCUAAGGUCAAGACAUUGGUUUCGGUGAAUAAUCCAAACCAACUGGCCUCUGGCAGCAAAGCCAGGAGGAAAGUUUCUGCGGCGCUCAAAGACACCCUCCCACAACACAGACUUUCCACACCAAAGGACAUGAUCACUAAGUGGCUAAAUUUUUCAUCAACACUCAGAAAGCCAGAGUUUAAUAACCACAGGUUUUAAGAGACUUGAGAGUAUUACAUAACUAUAAUAUUUAUCAAAAUAAAUAUGUUUUCUAUUAAUUCUCUUAUCUACGACUUUUGUUAAUUAUUUGUAAAUAAAUGU